CCCUCGUUUCUCCGUCCGAAAACACACAGAGAGAGGGAUAGGGAGAGGGAGAGAGAGAAGCGUAGGAGAAAAACCGUCGAAGGAAUUUCCUCGAUCGCCAUUAAAACCAGAGGAAAGAAUCACAGCCGUUGAAGUCCUUGAAUCCGACGCUUAUCAGUCGCCAUAAAAACCCUAGAGACUGGAGGUGGCAAAGGUAAAAAGGAUCUAUGGCGGGAGACGAUGCAGGAAAAUGUUUGGAUGGUCAGACGAUUCCGAUGGGGACGGAGAAUAGUGAGAAUGGCCCAGAAGCUAGGGUUAUUCCUCCCUGUUGCCUGAAGGCAAUGGCUUCUGCACCUGAGCUUGAGGCGAAAUGCCACAUGACCGUUGUUUCUGGGUGGUUCUCAGAACCUCAGUCAUGCUCUGAUGGAGCCCGCAAGGUCCUUUACUACAACAACCCCAUGUGGCCUGGAGAGGCGCAUUCUCUGAAGGUGGAGAACAUUUUAUACAAGGGAAAGUCAGAGUACCAAGAGAUUUUAGUUUUUGAGUCUUCGACAUAUGGGAAAGUGCUUGUGCUUGAUGGGAUUGUUCAAUUGACUGAGAAAGAUGAAUGUGCCUACCAAGAGAUGAUUGCCCAUCUUCCCCUCUGUUCAAUUCCAUCCCCGAAAACUGUUCUUGUUGUAGGAGGCGGUGACGGUGGUGUUCUUAGGGAAAUCUCUCGUCAUAGCUCUGUAGAGAUCAUUGAUAUCUGUGAAAUAGAUAAAUUGGUCAUAGAUGUGAGUAAGAAGUAUUUUCCAGAUUUAUAUGUUGGGUUUGAGGAUCCUCGCGUGCGACUUCAUGUUGGUGAUGCGGCUGAGUUUCUACGAAAUGCACCUGAGGGGAUGUAUGAUGCAAUUAUUGUGGAUUCAUCUGAUCCAGUGGGUCCAGCUCAAGAACUGGUUGAGAAGCCAUUCUUUGAGACAACUGCAAGGGCAUUAAGACCAGGUGGUGUUCUUUGCAGUAUGGCGGAAAGUAUGUGGCUCCAUACACAUCUUAUUCAAGAUAUGCUUUGUAUUUGCCGUGAAACAUUCAAGGGCUCUGUCCACUAUGCUUGGGCAAGUGUUCCUACAUAUCCGAGUGGUGUCAUUGGCUUUUUGGUAUGCUCGACGGAUGGGCCCCCUGUUGAUUUUUUGAAUCCUAUAAAUCCUAUUGAAAAGCUAGACGGAGCACUUAAAUUCAAGAGGGAACUCAGAUUCUACAAUUCAGAGAUCCAUGCGGCUGCCUUUGCUUUGCCAUCUUUUGCAAAGAGAGAGCUGAGUGCAUUGAAUGAUCAGUAAUUCUUCGUCAGUUGUAGGAAGGCUUGUCUCCAAUUUGUAGCUAAUCCGAUCGUUUGGAUAUUUUAUUGUAAUGGGUAUAAAUGGAAACUCCUCCAUGGGGGGAAUAUUUGACUGUGUGAUGAUUACUCCCGUUUAGUUGCUGAUGUGAUUAUAUCCU
This is a messenger RNA of Magnolia sinica, 1449 nucleotides long. RefSeq names its product spermine synthase. Bases 207 to 1292 code for a protein of 361 amino acids. Gene Ontology annotation, cellular component: cytosol. Gene Ontology annotation, molecular function: spermidine synthase activity. The record is from RefSeq and is a predicted model, not a curated record. NCBI's taxonomy places the organism in Eukaryota, Viridiplantae, Streptophyta, Magnoliopsida, Magnoliales, Magnoliaceae. Gene Ontology annotation, biological process: spermidine biosynthetic process. The transcript is spliced from 12 exons.